Molecule: messenger RNA, 5832 nt
Organism: Diabrotica balteata
Lineage: Eukaryota; Metazoa; Arthropoda; Insecta; Coleoptera; Chrysomelidae
Source: the annotation of a GenBank genome assembly
AUGACUUCCAGCUCUCCAAAUCGUACUUUCUUGUAUAUAGCCGCAUGUGCAGCUAAUAUUGCUGCUUUCGUUUGCGGAACUGGUUUUGGAUGGACUUCACCAGAAAUUCCCAAACUGAAAAAUAUAACUACAAGUCCGUUGGAGCAUGAAAUAACAUCUUCUCAGAUAGGUUGGAUUGGUUCGUUUUUACCACUAGCAGCAGCCAUUGGACCGAUCGGAGGAGGGGUUUUAGCUGAUAAAAUUGGAAGGAAGAAAACAUUAUUAUUUGGAACGUUGCCAUUUAUAGUAACAUAUAUUUUAAAUAUAUUUGCUAAAUCCGUGUUCAUCUUUUAUAUCGGACGGUUCCUUUCUGGUAUUGGAGUGGGUAUAAUAUUUACUGUAUUGCCCAUGUAUAUUGGAGAAAUAUCAGAUGAUGAUGUGAGAGGAUCCCUUGGAUCAUUUAUGCAAUUUUUUAUUGUGAUAGGACUACUAUUUUCAUAUGCCAUUGGACCCUUCGUAAGCAUUGCAACAUUUAACAUUAUAUUGGUAAUUCCUCCUGUUCUCUUUAUGAUAAUAUUUUUGUUAUUGAUACCAGAUAGUCCAUACUAUCUUCUUCAAACUAAUAACACCAAAGAUGCAUUAGACGCAUUGAUCAGAUUAAGAGGAAGAGAAAUAUCCUUUGUUCAAAAAGAGAUGGAGGUUAUGAAAGUACAAGUAGAAAAAGAGCAGCGAGAUAAAGGAAGCUUUAUUGAUAUCUUCAAAUGUAAAGGGCUUCGAAAUGCAUUGUUUUUAUCUGUAGGUUUGGUAGCAUUUCAACAAUUAUCUGGAAUUAAUAUUAUCUUAUUCUUUGCUCAAGAUCUUUUCACAGACGCGGGUGUAACGUUGGCACCAGAAAUAUGUACAAUUAUUAUAGGAGUAGUUCAGAUUAUUGCAAGCGGUUGCACCCCCCUUCUCGUUGAAAAAUGGGGUAAAAGAUGUCUUUUAUUACUUUCGGGUAUAGGAAUGGCUAUAUCAGAAGGACUCCUCGCAUUCUUCUUUUACCUUAAAGAUGACAAACAAAGCGACGUUUCCAAUAUCGGUUGGAUACCUAUAGCAAGUUUGGUUGUAUACAUCAUAACCUAUUGCCUAGGCUUCGGACCCCUUCCGUGGGCAGUUAUGGGCGAGCUUUUCCCAGGAAAUAUUAAAUCUGUCGCAUCAUCGGCUACAGCUUCAAUGUGUUGGAUCUUAGGGUUCUUUAUUACAAACUACUUUGGAUUGUUAACACAACUAAUAGGUAAAUCAGGUUCAUUUGGAUUUUUUACAGGUUGGUGUUUAAUAGCAAUUUGUUUUGUUUACAAGUUUCUUCCGGAAACUACAGGCAAAAAUGUCCACGAGAUUCAAUAUAUCUUAAGUGGAGGUAGUAGGAAGGCAUCUUAUCAAAUUUAGAUUUAAUUCUAAAAAAUUAUUAAAGCAGAGAGGUUAUUAUAUAAAGUGGGGAUGUUUUCAUUAUAUUUGUGUUAAAUUUUAUUUGUGGUUUCUUAAUAUUAUUUAUCUUUAUUAUUAAUAUAAGCACUAAUAGAUCUCUUAUAAAAUAUCUAGCCGCUCAGAGAUUUAGUUAUGUUAUGUUACUAUUGCACAAAAUGGUAAAAUAUUUAAUCUAGAACUAAAAAAGAAGUUUAUGUACUAAGAAUUUUAUUUCACGAUUAGUAGCAAUAGAGUGGUAGCAAAAGUACUGCAAAACCAAGUUAUAUCUUGUUGUAAAGGCAUUAGUUUAUAUUAUUUAUUGUUAGCAUUACGUUACAACUGUUACAUUAUUAUUUGCAGUAUAUUAGGCUGACAAAGUUAAUAUUAUAAAACACUCCUAAUAAUCUAACCUUAUAAUCUCAUCAUCAUCUUUGGCUCGACAAUCCUCUGUGGAUCUUGGCCUGCUCUAAGACUCGUCGCCAUUCUGUUCGGUUUUUGGCAACAUGUUGCCAUCUUCUGAUUUUUAAUAUUCGUAAGUCGGUUUCUACUCCAUCUAACCACCUAAUUCGCGGUCGGCCUUUGCUUUUUUUUCCUACAGGUAUUCCUGUGGUUAGCUUUUUAGCAAUGAUAUUUUCUGGCAUUCAUAUUAUGUGUCCAGCCCAUCUAAGUCGCUGUGUUUUUAAUGAACGUUAUGACAUCUGGCUCAUCAAAGAGCUGAUACAAUUCAAAAUUAUAUCUUCUGCGCCACUGCCCUUGCUCGUUUACAGCUCCAAAUAUUUUGCGGAGUAUUUUACGCUCAAAUAUUCCCAAAAGUUUCAUCUUUCUGCGUUAGAGUCCAUGUUUCUGCUCCAUAUGUGAGGACCGACCUCAGCAAUGUUUUGUAUAUAAUAAUAUUAGUUUUUCUUUGAAUGUUUCUUGAGUGGAAAUGCUUUUGGAGUCCAUAGUAUGCCCUAUUUGUAAGAUUUAUUCGUCUUUUGAUUUCUUCGCUUGUUUUAUUGGUAGCAGUCAAUAGCGACCCAAGGUAUGUGAAGUUGUCAAUACGUCCAAAGGUAUGACUUCCAAAGACUGUUUCCCGUUCCUCAUUUGCUAUCGGAUCCUUUAUAACCAACAUGUAGUUGGUUUUGUCUCGUUGAUGACUAGACCGACCUGUUUCGCCGCUGUUUCCAAUUUUUAUAAUCCUAACCUUAUAAUCUAUGUAAGCAUUAUAAGGAGAUAUAAAGCCCAUUAGAAAAUACUACAGAAAGCUAAAAAUCAAAGGUACCUCAAUGUAGAAAAUUUAUCAUCAUCAUCAACCUGUUGACGUCCAUUGGUCGGCAUAGAUCUUCUUCAGCUCUUUUCGUCUAUCUCUUACUUGCGCGGCUUGCAUCCAGUUACCGCGAACACGCUUUAGGUCGUCAGUCUCAGAUCUAGUUGGUGGGCGUAGUGCUUCUUGUCUUUGUCUUCAUUCGACAUUUUAUCUAUCGGUUGUCUUAUGUUAGUCAUUAUUUUUGUUUUGUUCAUGUUAAUCUUGAAUCCGAUUUCCAAGAAAGCGUGAUGUAAUUUUUCCAACAUUAUUACUGCACCAUCCAGACGAUCAGCUAUACGGACGAUGUCUUCAUCGGAGAAUCUCAAAUAACUGACCUUCUCUCCAUUUAUGUUGAUACCAUGCUCGUUCAGAUCUGCCUUCUUGCAAAUAUGUUCUAAAAGGGUCGUGAAUACCUUUGGAGAGACGAUGUUUCCUUGCCGUACUUCUCACUGUAUACAGAAUUUAUUUGUUUCUUUUUCAGAUAGUCUUACGCUGGCUGUGGCAUUUUGGUAGAUAUAUUUGAUUGUGUUAGUGUAGCGAUGGUCUAUUCAGCAUUCUGUCAGUGCUUUUAACAUUUUUUGCUAGCUUAUGGUAUUAAAUGCUUUCUCGUAGUCGACGAAUAUUAGUACCAAUUGUCAGAAAAGGUAUCUUCCUUCUCCUCUAUCCUUUAUCCUUCGUAAGGAUGUGGUGACGUUAUGGUAUUUGACGAAUGGUUGCUAUCCAUUAUUCUCUCUCCUGGGCGCGGUGUGCUGUCUUAGACAGAGAGUAACCGGUAGCGCACUUUAUUUGGUCUUACCAUCGGAGUAGCGAUCUUUAUCAAGUUCUUUUACCAUCUACCUUGGCUUCAACCACCAACCUCUCCAUUCGUCUGGUAAUGUGUCCAAAGUACCUCAAUAUAUUUUCGUUGAUGGUUGUGGUAAGGCUAGUAUUGAUGUCGAGUUCUCUCAAUAUUGAGACAUUUGUGCGAUGUGCUGUCCAGGGUAUGCGCAUCAUUCUACGAUAUGCCCACAUUUCAAAGGCCAUUAUACGUCGUGAGUCGGACUUUUUAAUGGUCCAAGUUUUCGACGCAUAGGUAGCGAUAGUAAAGAUAAGCGUCUGUACUAGACGCAGUUUCGUGUUCCUGGUUAUGUCCGUAUCUUAUCUAAGUUUGACCGUUGCUGAUCUGGCUAUUGUAAGGCGUCGGCGUAUAUCUUCUUCGCAUCCACCAUUGUUUGUGAUAACAGAACCUAAGUAAUUGCAACGGCUUACCAUCUGGACCAGAAGAUGUAGUCGCAGAACAUGAGAUGACUCCAAAAAUUGUUUUUAUUUGAGCCUCGGUCUGUUUCAAGAACCUUCUCCAGUCUGAUCUGUUUCGUGCUUUUUUCUAGAAUUUUUAUUUUUAAGGUUGUAAUAUAUAUUUUUUUGUUUGAUAUAUCACAACUUUGGUCUUUCUCUUUUUCUUUUUCCUACUAGCACCUAUUUGAGUAUUUUGUGUUUAUCUUGAUUUCCCCAAUUAUUUCCAUAUAAAUGUACGGAUUCUAAUAUAUUUUGUAGUUAAAAGUUACAUCUUUUUCGUCAGUUUCCAUUUUAUUUCGUGACCUUGUAUAUAUGUCGUAAAUUUUUUUUUCAAAGGUACCUAAUUCCAGGUCUCCAGGUUUCUGAACCUUGUAUGAGUACCGGUCUUAUUAAGGUUUUGUAUAUUUAGCAUUUUGUUUUUCUUGCGACGUAACCUGAUCUUAGUUGCCUAAUUAAACCAUGGUAACAUUUAUGGGUUAUGAAUUUUUCAAUCUUCACUACAUCUGCGAUGUUGUUAUCAGAUGUAACCAAGGAUCCUAAGUGCGUAAAUAUUUUUACACCCUCAGUGUUGUAUUCUUUUAUUGUUAGAUUUUUCCUCUCUACCUGGUUGUCUCCUAUUUUAUCUAGUUUUUUACAUUCCUCCUCUAACUGUCGGGUUUUGUGUCCAUGUUCCGUCAGAAAAUAUGCUUUUUUUCUGUUAGAACCUCACAUUCUCCAGUCAUUCGUUCUUGUUCUUUUUUAAUUAACCUUCCAUGUCUAGUACUUAUUCAGCUGUUUUUUUAUGAUGUUUCUGCACUCUUUUUACUCCUCAUUUAUGUAUUCAUGUUUUAGUAUGGUUUCUAGGAUGGAUUCUCUCAGUCUAUAAAAUGGGUGCUCGGACAUGGGCAACAAUUACAGAAAAGAAGAUUAGGAGCAGUACUACAAAUCGAUUAUGCGAGCACACCAGAACAAACCUUAUUUGUGUAUACUAUAACAUCAAUCCAUCAGUCCAGGACGAAGAAGAACCUCAUGGUUGAAGAACUUGCGAGAUUGGUAUGGUGUUGAUACAACCAUGCUAUUUAGAGUGGCAGUGAAUAAAAUUAAGAUAGCUAUGAUGGUAACCAACGUUCUGAAAGGACAUGGUACAUGAAGAAGAAGAAGAUAACAUCAAUGAAGUAGCAGAACAGAAUAGAUUUCGAUCAGGAAGAUCAAAACGAGAUAAAACAUUCAUAUUAUAUCAACUAAUCGAAAAAAACAGUCGAAAAAUCACCGAAAAUUCAGUCUCUGAAAUAAAUAAGUUAAACACGUCUUAAGAGGAUUUAAUGUACCUAAAGGACUCUGGCAAGAGUGCUGCCUCUCCCAAUUGCUUUUCAGUACCUAAGUAAUAAAAAAAGUAAUAAAACACUAGAAAAGAAAAUGCAAUAGUAGGCUUACAGAUAGCUUAUAGCAUUUAAUGUGCAAUAUAUUAGGCAUAUGGCCAAAUAUUAAUAGCCUAUGAUGGAGAAGAGUAAAAAUGGAAGCUAGAAAUGAGAAUAACUAAAUAAACGUGGAUUUUAUGGAUUGCAGUGAUUUUUUUCUUACUACAUAGUAAGAAAAUUAAAUUGUUCCUUCUUUUUAAUUUAUUUGCAUAAACUUUUUAACAUCAUUAUUAUUUUAAACGGGACGAUACCCUCUCUGCACAAAUUACAUCAAUAAUGUAGUAAACAAAUGAUAUUAUUAAAUGAAUUAUUUUAUUCUUUAUCAAUUAAGAAAAUAUACCAUUGUUUAUACUCAAGAGUAUGAACUCCAAAGACUGAUUUACCUCGUUAGUAUGUUUUAAUACUGAAUAUGUAAAAUCUCAUAAUUUAAUAAAUAUAUUUUGUUAAUUAAAA